This is a messenger RNA of Closterium sp. Naga37s-1, 314 nucleotides long. NCBI's taxonomy places the organism in Eukaryota, Viridiplantae, Streptophyta, Zygnematophyceae, Desmidiales, Closteriaceae. The record is from the annotation of a GenBank genome assembly.
CCAAGUGCGACUACUCGGUGGGGAAAUGGGUGAAGGCGGUGAAUCAGCCGAAGCGGUACUCGGGAAUAGGUUGGGAGCCCAACUACUGCAAGUACAUCCGCAGCGGCUUCAAUUGCGAAACCAACAACCGCCCCGACCAGCUUUACCACCAGCUGCGCUGGCAGCCGGAGAAGUGCGAUCUGAGUUAUGUUACCGCGGAGGAUUGGGGUUUCCUCAUGAAGGGCAAGAGGAUGCUUAUGGUGGGAGACUCCAUAACGAACAACGCGUAUCAGUCCCUGCUCUGCCUCAUCAGCUCCGCCGACAACAAGGGAAAG